Molecule: messenger RNA, 942 nt
Organism: Rattus rattus (black rat)
Lineage: Eukaryota; Metazoa; Chordata; Mammalia; Rodentia; Muridae
Product: olfactory receptor 4K14-like
Exons: 1
Coding region: 4-942 (312 amino acids)
Biological process (GO): G protein-coupled receptor signaling pathway
Cellular component (GO): membrane
Molecular function (GO): G protein-coupled receptor activity; olfactory receptor activity
Source: RefSeq, a predicted model, not a curated record
AAAAUGGAUGAAGCCAAUCAGACAGUUGUGUCAGAAUUUAUACUCUGGGGACUUUCCAACUCAAAGAGUAUUCAGCUCUUCCUCUUUGUGAUAUUGUUGAUGCUUUAUCUUCUCAUCAUGUCUGGAAAUAUUGUCAUCCUGAUCUUAAUAACUACCGAUCCACAUCUUCUUUCCCCAAUGUACUUCUUGUUGGCCAAUCUGUCCUUUGUUGAUAUGUGGCUUUCCUCAGUCACCACUCCUAAGAUGAUCACAGACUUUCUUAGGGAAAACAAGACCAUUUCCUUUGCAGGAUGCAUGUCCCAGGUCUUCUUUGCCCAUUGCAUUGCUGCAGGAGAGAUGGUGCUGUUGGUGGUAAUGGCUUAUGAUCGCUAUGUGGCCAUCUGCAAACCCCUCCACUACUUCACCAUCAUGAACUUGAAGCGAUGCACUGGGUUGGUGUUGACUUCCUGGACAAUUGGCUUUACUCAUGGUAUAAGUCACUUAUUAGUGGUUGUACAGCUACCUUACUGUGGUCCCAGGGAAAUAGACAGUUUCUUCUGUGACAUGCCACUGGUAAUCAAACUAGCCUGCAUGGAUUCCCAUGAUUUAAAUACUUUAAUGAAUGUUGAAUGUGGGGUUGUGGCUGUAACAUGCUUUAUACUGUUGCUUAUUUCCUACACAAAUAUCCUUAUCACUGUUUGCCAAAGCACAAAAGCUGGGGUAUUGAAGGCCUUGUCUACAUGUGCUGCACACAUCACAGUGGUAAUGAUUUUCUUUUUGCCCUGCAUCUUCAUCUAUGUGUGGCCCCUCAGUAUCACCUGGUUAGACAAAUUUUUUGCUGUGUUUUAUUCUGUUUUUACACCUCUCCUAAACCCAACCAUUUAUACACUGAAAAAUAAAAAGAUUAAAAAUGCUAUGAAAAGGUUCAUAGGCAAAUAUCUGGGUCUCAACAUAAAUUCAUAA